AUGCCGUCUCCAGCUCUUACGCUGUCGUUCGUAUGCGCAUCUGCGUGGCUCUCGGAUCGACAUAACAUCAGCACGUUCUGUUGUGGGCAGACAGGGCGCGCUUCUACGAAGCCUGCGCGUGGACCUCGAGGCCUUGGUUACCCGCGAUCAGUCGGGAACGCGCAACCGCUGAGGUUCAUAAACGCCAAUCUGCCUGAUCCGCGGACCAAGCCCCUGGCGUCGCAUCACGAGAGCGUUCGUUCGGAGGACGAGCUUCGUCUAGAGCCUAUACGUCGACUCCAGGGCGAUGUCUACCUCCCCGGAUCGAAAUCGCUCUCCAAUAGAGUUCUCUUGCUCGCGGCCUUGUGCGGUGAUGGAGCGGAUACGCCCCAGAUCCGGGUCGAAAAUCUGCUCUUUUCCGAUGACGUCUGGGCCAUGAUUCGAGCGCUGGAAUCGCUGGGGAUUCCUGUCGAAGUCGACGAACACAACCGAACAGCAGUCGUCACCGGUUGUGGUGGCCGCAUCCCGCGACGUAAGCCCGUCAUCGAACUCCAUCUAGGAAAUGCUGGAACCGCAAUGCGCCCUUUAACUGCCGUAUUAUGCGCGGUUGCGCCACCUGAUCCAUCGCUAUCGGAACAGAUCUUCGUCCUCGACGGUGUACCGCGUAUGCGAGAGCGACCUAUCCAGGAUUUGGUCGAAGCGCUGCAGCAACUCGGUUGCGAUGUGCAAUGUGUUUUGGGUACCGGCUGUCCGCCAGUGCGCAUUCGCCGCACCGGGGCGUUUCCAGGCGGUAGAGCUUCGGUGAGCGGCAAGAUCAGCAGUCAGUAUCUCAGUGCGUUGUUGAUGGCGGCCCCGCUGGCGCGCAAUCAAGACGUGGAACUCGAAAUCCGCGAUACACUCGUCUCUGUGCCGUAUGUGGAAAUGACCGUGAAGCUCAUGCAGAAAUUUGGGGUUACCGUGCACCAAGAGCACCGUGUCCUGCCUGAUGGGCGCGAAUCGCGCCGCUACCGGGUUCCGGCGCGGCAGGAAUACCGACCGCCAACCCAUCACUGCAUCAUGGUUGAGGGCGAUGCUUCCUCGGCUUCGUACUUCCUCGCAGGUGCCGCCAUUACCGGUGGCGAUGUACAAGUUCAUGGAUGUGGAUCCGCUUCAGUUCAAGGUGAUGUGCGCUUCGCCCAGAUUCUUGAAAAAAUGGGGGCCAAAGUGUCCUGGUCUCCGGACUCGAUUCGCCUUCAACGCGAACCGGGACAAGUGCUUCACGGCGUCGAUGUGGACUGCGGCGAUAUCCCGGAUGCAGCCAUGACGCUUGCCGUGGUCGCACUCUUUGCCAGAGGCCGUACUGCGAUUCGCAACGUUUACAACUGGCGAGUGAAAGAAACAGAACGCAUGCGGGCAAUUGUGACGGAAUUGGGCAAACUCGGUGCCCGGGUCGAGGAAGGCCACGACUACUGUAUCAUUGACCCGCCGCAGCCGGGCGCGCUUCACGCAAACGUGUCCAUCGCGACCUACGACGACCAUCGGAUGGCGAUGGCAUUCGCGCUCGUGGCAUGCGGGGGCGUCCCGGUGCGUAUCCAAAACCCGAGCUGCGUCCGAAAGACGUUUCCUGACUAUUUCCAAGUACUACGAUCGGUAUCCGUUUUUGAAAGCACGUGA
Messenger RNA from Cyanidioschyzon merolae strain 10D, 1632 nucleotides. Its product is annotated as 3-phosphoshikimate 1-carboxyvinyltransferase, chloroplast precursor. Gene Ontology annotation, molecular function: 3-phosphoshikimate 1-carboxyvinyltransferase activity. The transcript has a single exon. Bases 1 to 1632 code for a protein of 543 amino acids. The record is from RefSeq and is a predicted model, not a curated record. Gene Ontology annotation, biological process: aromatic amino acid biosynthetic process; chorismate biosynthetic process. NCBI's taxonomy places the organism in Eukaryota, Rhodophyta, Bangiophyceae, Cyanidiales, Cyanidiaceae.